This is a messenger RNA of Eubalaena glacialis (North Atlantic right whale), 1692 nucleotides long. It is a transcript of the gene DMKN, whose product is annotated as dermokine. NCBI's taxonomy places the organism in Eukaryota, Metazoa, Chordata, Mammalia, Artiodactyla, Balaenidae. The record is from RefSeq and is a predicted model, not a curated record. Gene Ontology annotation, biological process: cornified envelope assembly.
AUGAAGCUACAGGGGUCUCUGGCCUGCCUCCUGCUGGUCCUGUGCCGGGGCAGUGGGGAGGCUGGCCCACUGCUGAGUGGAGGGGAGAGCACUGGAGCAGGGGCCAUGGAGGCCACUGGACACGGGGUGGGAGAGGCCACUGGACACGGGGUGGGAGAGGCCAUUGGACAAGAAGUGGGAGAGGCCGUCAAGCACGGAAUCGGGGAGGCCACUGGCGGAGGGGAUGGAGAGGCAGCAGGUUCUGGAGUCAAGGAGGCCAUGGGCCCCGGGGUGGGGGACGAUCUCGCCCAUGGGGUUGAAGAUGCAGCCCAUGCUCUUGGAAACACUGGGAGUGAGGCUGGCAGACAGGCUGAGAAUGUCAUUCAGCGUGGAGUGGAUGCUGCCCACAGCUCCUGGCAGGGGAUGCCUGGUGGCAACAGUGCUUUGGGAACCAAUGGCCAGCCUCCAUCUGGAGGCCAUGGCACCUCUGGCUCUCCAGGCAAUCCUGGAGGUCCAGGGAUUCCCUGGGACCAUGUGUAUUCUGGAGGCUCAGGUGGCAGCUUUGGGACCAACUCUCAGGGAGGCUCCUGGGGCCAUGGAGGCCAUGGAGGGGCAUUCAACCUGGGGACCAACACUCAGGCAGCUGUGGCCCAAACUCCUUAUGGCUCAGGGAGAGGCAGCGACAACCCAAAUGCAGAGGGAAGCAGCAGUGGUGGCAGCAUCAGUGGUGGCAGCAGCAACAGCAGCAGUGGUGGCAGCAGCGGAGGCAGUUCUGGGCUCCACUGGGUAAGUUCUCCUUUGUUGAAGGCAGAGGUGGGGCCCGUGGUGGUCCCUGCUGAGGAAACCCACUCUGAGGUCUUCCUGAAAGCUGCCAGCCCCAGGGUGUCUUCGUGGGAACUGAGAGUCUUCUCUUUCUCUCUCCCACCGUGCGACAAUCCACGCAGUGAAGUCCACGUGUCCGGGGAAUCUGGGGGUCAGGGGCAAGGGUCUAGCGGUGGAGGGGAAGCUGUCAAUAGAACCAACACCUUGAACUCUCAGACGUCUCCUGGGCUCUUCAACUUUGACGCUUUCUGGAAGAAUUUAAAAUCCAUGCUGGGUUUCAUUAACUGGGACGCCGUCAACAAGGGCCAAGUCUCAAAGCCCAGCACUCGCAUCCUCCUCUACUUCAGGAGACUCUGGGAGAACUUCAAACGCAACACUCCUUUCUUGAACUGGAAAGCAAUUAUUGAGGGCAUCCGUGCGUCAUCGGACCAGAGGAGGGUAGGCGGUGCUGGUCAGGUGAGCCUCCCUCAGGAUGCCCUGGAAGGUCCCUGGUUCCUCUCAGCCUUGCUCCCGGGUCUGGCCAAUCUGCAACCUGGCACAGGAUGCCAAGACGUGGAAGCUGUAACUUCUAAGAACGACGAUUAUAACCAGCAGACACACCCUACUGCCACUGGGGGGCAGCACUCAGCCAAGAGCCCCACUAAGGGAAGGCUUGCAACCGCCCUGACUCCCACUGCAUGGGGUCUGCCUGGGGGCGAGGGGGGUGAGGCUUUCACUGCCAAGGUCCUCUGGGGGCCCUUCCUAAGCCCUAAGGACAUGGUCGAGUACAGACAGGACACUGAGGUCCUCACCUCACCUCCUCUGGUCUUCUCUUUACAGUGGGGAGUCACGAUUUCUUCCUCGGCUGCCCGGGCGCGACCUGACCUGCUGCAGUGGGUGAAGUUUUGGUAG